This is a messenger RNA of Elaeis guineensis (African oil palm), 2405 nucleotides long. Its product is annotated as ABC transporter F family member 4. Lineage: Eukaryota; Viridiplantae; Streptophyta; Magnoliopsida; Arecales; Arecaceae. The record is from RefSeq and is a predicted model, not a curated record. Gene Ontology annotation, molecular function: ATP binding; ATP hydrolysis activity.
CUCUUCUCUCUAUUUCUCCGUUCUCCUAUCGCCGAUCGAAGACGACCGCCGCCACCGCGCGACCGCCGCCAUGGGGAGGAAGCAGGCGUCGGACAACCCCUCCUCCGCUUCCGCCGCCGCCGGCAAGAAGGAGAAGCUCUCGGUCUCCGCCAUGCUCGCCGGCAUGGACAAGCCCAAGCCCUCCUCCACCGCCGCCGCCGCCUCCAAGAAAUCCAAGCCGAAACCCAAAGCGAACACCUACAUGGAUGAGCUUGAUAUGCCACCCACCAGCGAUGAUGAUGUGGAUGAAUCCGAUCUCGUCGACGCCGACAAGAUCCCCAAGGCAAAGACGCGGUCCGCCGUCACGGAGCUCUCCGCCGCCACACUUUCCAACAAGGAGCUCAAGAAGCGGGAGAAGAAGGAGCAUAUCGCUGCAGCAAAUGCCGAGCACGCCCGGAAGGAGGCCCUUAAGGAAGACAAAGACGUCUUCAACGUGGUCAUCGGCACCCGCGCCUCCGCUCUCGAUUCCGACGGCGAGGAUGCCGCCGCCGACGCCAACCUUCGGGAUAUUUCGAUCGAAAGCUUCACGGUGUCGGCCGCUGGCAAGGACCUGCUCAAGAACGCUUCUUUGAAGAUCUCCCACGGCAAGCGCUACGGCCUUGUCGGUCCCAACGGCAAGGGCAAGUCCACCCUCCUGAAGCUUCUCGCGUGGCGGAGGAUUCCUGUCCCCCGGAACAUCGACGUGCUCCUCGUCGAGCAGGAGGUGGUCGGCGAUGACCGGACCGCCCUUGAGGCCGUGGUCUCUGCCAAUGAAGAGCUCGUCAGUCUCCGGAAGGAAGUGGCCGCCGUCUCUGAGAGGCCGGAAGGGGAUGAGGAUGACGAGAACGGCGAGAGGCUUGCCGAAUUGUAUGAAAGAUUGCAGCUUUUGGGCUCAGAUGCUGCCGAGGCUCAGGCAUCGAAGAUAUUGGCAGGGCUGGGGUUCACCAAGGAGAUGCAGGUUCGCCCCACCCGAUCGUUCAGCGGAGGUUGGAGGAUGAGGAUUUCUUUGGCUCGAGCCCUCUUCAUGCAGCCGACCUUGUUGUUGCUCGAUGAGCCAACCAACCACCUUGAUCUCAGGGCCGUGCUGUGGCUGGAGGAGUAUCUGUGUCGGUGGAAGAAGACAGUUGUAGUGGUCUCUCAUGAUCGCGACUUCCUUAACACAGUCUGCAAUGAAAUCAUCCACCUUCAUGAGAUGAAGCUUCAUGUCUACCGUGGGAAUUUUGAUGACUUUGAGAGCGGGUACGAGCAGAAGCGCAAGGAGGUGAAUAAGAAGUUUGAGACAUAUGACAAGCAGAGGAAGGCUGCGCAGAGGAGCGGAAGCAAGGCACAGCAGGACAAGGUGAAGGACCGUGCCAAGUAUGUUGUGGCUAAGGAAGCUGCGAAGAGCAAGGGGAAGGGGAAAGGAGACAAUGAUGAUGACCUGCCGCGGGAUGUCCCCCAGAAGUGGAAGGACUACACUGUACAAUUCAGCUUUCCUGAGCCUACCGAGCUGACACCUCCCCUCUUGCAGCUCAUUGAGGUCAGCUUCAGUUAUCCCAGUAGGGAGGAUUUCAGGCUCUCGGAUGUUGAUGUCGGUAUUGACAUGGGAACAAGGGUUGCAAUUGUAGGGCCUAAUGGAGCAGGGAAGUCGACACUGUUGAAUUUGAUUGCAGGGGACUUGGUGCCCACUGAGGGUGAGGUGCGUAGGAGCCAGAAGCUGAGGAUUGGGAGGUACUCCCAGCAUUUUGUGGAUCUGUUGACAAUGGAAGAGAACCCGGUUCAGUAUCUUCUCCGUCUUCAUCCGGACCAGGAAGGUUUCAGCAAGCAAGAGGCUGUUCGUGCGAAACUUGGCAAGUUUGGCCUGCCGAGCCACAACCACCUUACUCCUAUUGCCAAACUAUCUGGUGGUCAGAAGGCGCGUGUUGUCUUUACUUCGAUUUCUAUGUCUAGGCCUCAUAUUCUAUUGUUAGACGAGCCCACAAAUCAUUUAGAUAUGCAGAGUAUUGAUGCUUUGGCUGAUGCACUGGAGCAGUUCACCGGUGGGGUUGUCUUGGUGAGUCAUGAUUCUCGGCUGAUAUCUCGUGUGUGUGAGGAUGAAGAGAAAUCUGAGAUAUGGAUCGUGGAAGAUGGCACUGUGAAAAAAUACCCCGGUACUUUUGAAGACUACAAGGAAGAUCUACUCCAAGAAAUCAAGGCAGAGGUAGAUGAAUGAAGCACAAGUUAGUUAUCUAUGAGUGAUACAAUAAGUUGUUUGGAGCUUUCAACAGUUUUUCUGUUAUUUUUCUUUAUAGUUUUAGAGACAUUGCUCUGGUCUUGAGUAUAUCUUUAUAUACAUUAGUGGAAGCUUGAUAUAUUUAUAUGUGAAAACAUGAACUUCGCAAUACAAAACAGGACUUCCAUUUUAUGAA